ACUGAAGAGGUUUCAUUCCGAUUUGAUUUGGUCAACAAUGAGUUGUGAAGAUUUAUUUGGACUAGACAAAACAUCCAACAACAAUCUUCAGUAGUUUUAUUUCAGUUUGAAACUUUGACGUAGUCUAAAAUACAUUUAAAGUUAUCUAAAUCUUUUUUAAAUAAGCCAUAUUUGAACCGGAGUCAAAAUUUGAACUUUCAUUUUUGUAAGCAGAUUUAUUUUUUGGUGCGGUGAAAUCAAAGGGAGCUUACUAUAAUUUUUAUCACUAUCGUUUGGUCAAAAAGAAAAGGGGAAAAAGGCACGUGCAUCGUCUGCUGGAUUCUACACACGUGUUUUGUUGUGAUGUGCGUGUGUGUGUGGUGAUUUAGUUCGGACGUUUGGGCGGAAACCCAGGAAGUGAAAGAAGUUCCUCCGACGUUUUUUUUAUCUUCCGGAUCACGACAGGGAACAUUGCUGCCGGAUGUCGCUGUGACCUGUCAACAGUAACAUCGUCUCCCUCGCAGGUAUGCUUCUGAUGUGAGACGAUGACGUCACGUCCCCUUGUACUGUCAGAACUUUAUGAACUUGUCGUUUGCCUCAUGGUCUGUGUUUUGUUGAACUUAAAUCAGGGUGCUUUCUUAUUCAGUGAUUCACUCUGAACUUGUCCCCCUUGUUCGGCUUCUUGAAUCCAAAGUCCCAAAACUCUCUCGUCUCGCUUACAAAAAAAAAACUAGGCUUGGCAAAUAUUUCUAGUUCAAUGCACACCGCUAACAAGUUGGAGUCACCACGCGAACAUUGUCACCCUCAGCGGCACGUCCAGUCGUACAGAAUGAAGAUGGAAUACAUUGUUCUGGUUGGUGUGAUCCUCACCGAGUCUGCUACGCUGACCUAAAUUGAAACGGAAGUAAAGGAUCGUGUUGGAAUUUCUGAAUCUUUUCUCGUUCAAUUCUAAGCCCCGUGCAGCCCACUUUUAAUCAUGAGGUGUCCCGAAUCAUGCAGCUCUCUUCCAUCUGUUACCCUGGCGACGCUCCUGCUCACGCUAGCCCUGUCGCGAGCCUCGCCAGAAAGACAGAAAAUCGGGAGUCAUGAAGUGGACAAUUUGAACAAGACGCUGAUCGCCAAGGUCAACACUGAAAAGUUUCUGGAGAAAAUUUUAAGUACUCUGAAGAAGAGUAACGGUUCUCAGCCUGCCUUCAACCACACCUUCAGCCCGCCCACCACGAGAGAGAACUCACCUGGGCAUAGUAUCUUGAACAAAUCAACAGCUAUCAUCAGAGAACAGAAAGUGCCGGUACCGGUCUUCACUCCAGGAGAACUCAUCAUUAGAGAACAGAAGGUCCCUGCCUUCAAUCCAGAACUCAUCUACUCUGAGACUACCGGUAAUUUUUCAGGUAAAAAUGUGCUGACUUUUCGAUUUCGGCCAGAAAUUAUCAAAGGCGGUAAACCUGUCUUGAGGAUCAACUUAUUUCUCUAUGUUUCCAAAAAAGACAAUAAAGAAAGCGGCACCGAGUCAUUCCCUUCAACGUUUCCCACGUCACGUAACCUUGGCAACGUCAAGACCAACAGCAGAGAGAAAGGGAAGAAAAUUAAAAUUCUAAUCUUUCUGGUCACUGCCAGUGGCAACCGCAUUCAAAAGUUGGCAGAGCUGAAAAAAUCUAUCAACAGGAGUCAGUGGGAGAAACUAGGUCUUCCCGUGUCUCUGAUCAGCAAAGUGGCGGAAGCAAACAGCAACAAUACACUGUACCUGAGGGUAGAAUGUAAAAAGUGCAACAAGAAGACCCAGCUCAGUAUCCCCACCAAGUGCAUCAGGCGGCACAGGCUCCGAAAGAAUAAAAAAGACAAGAGAGAGCCUCGGUCGAAUAAAAACUGCAGCCACAGCUCAGCUGCGACAGCGGACGUACACAAGCCCUUCAUCGUGGUAGAGAGUAGCGAUGCUAUCAGCAGGAACAAGAGAAACGCUAAACCAGAACCUGCCUGUGAAGACGUUGGCGUCAACAAGACAGGCAUUACAACCCCCGGUUGCUGCAAACAAAUCAAAACGUUUGUUCAAUUCGCUGAUUUGAAUUUAAGUAACGCUAUAGUCUCUCCUACUGGGUUUUAUCUUGUCACCUGUACGGGAGAGUGCACAACAGCCUCUCCAGUCAAAACUCGAUCACAGUACAGACGCUCAGAAGAUAUCAACCUAAACGUUAGGAGCUCAUUGGCAAAAGGGUACCAUCGCAUUUUGCGCCAUCUCUACCAUCGUCAUCGCUAUUCUCCGGGCCAUCCACUGCCAAGACAUCCUCACCAUCAAAGUCGAAGUUGGUACAAUGAGAAAUGGACUAGAUCUUUAUCUCCAUCCGCGAACACGUGUGAGCCGGUACAAACUGAAGAGUUGAUUCUGUUACAUUUCACACAAGACCAAACUUUAGUUCGGUCACACAUACCCAACUUUUUAGUCACAAAGUGCGGCUGUAAGGGGGAUCGUUCAACUAAUUCCAAAUAGGCACAUCAAUCUUUCAUAUUGCCAGGAACAUUUUUUGUUUCUCCACUAAUUUAUUUCCGUUUGUUAUUUUAUUGGACAAAAACAAAAUGGGCCCCCGUGUUUUGUUGCUGCAACAAAGUCUCAAAUGACAGCGUGUGGCAGGUUCCACACUUCAAUGGCAUAAUGUUUGGUAGUUCAGUAUUUGUGUACGGUAGUAACUAGCCAUUGCCAGACUAUAACUAGCCUAGCUAGACUAUCUGACACUGGGUCUUGAUGCGGGGUGUAAUAACCAGGAAAUAGUGUUGCAAUAGUACAUGUACAAUUUGACUAAAUUACUGCACAACUGAAGUUCAAAGUAGGUCACUAGAAAGGUCGUAGUUUGAGCUUUUGUAAACUACAAUUGUCUAAUUCUCAUUCAGUGUUAUCUAAAUAUACAUGACAUUAUGUUUACACUUUUUUAUUUCUUCUGUCAUGGUUUGUUUUUAGUCGCAUUGACAUCAAGUUUGAUAAGUUCAAUGCUCUAGACAUCAGUGGUUACAAGAAAAUUAGACAAAAAAUAUCACAUUUAGUUCAUUUGUAACAGUUUGAUGAAAUAUUAACCUCAGUAUUGAAUGGAGUAGCCAUCCUUCCAUAACAAUGAAACAUUUUUUGGUGUUUGUGUGACAUAAUUUUAGAAAGUACGAUUAAAAGGAAGAAAUUUAAGCGACGACAUCUAGAUUUAAGCUUUUCUUUGCAUAUAUCUCAUCCAGGCUCUGUGCUAACUGGCAACUGCAACUUUGAAAACAAUGGAUUGUUCCCAAAGAAAACAUCGUGGAAAACAAAAGGAUCCAUUUUUAAAAGUUUCUUUAAAAAAUGCAAGGACAAUUUGGCAUUUCCACAUUUGGCCACAUCACAAAGUUAUAUAUGUUUAUAGAUCAAUAUUUUAUUUAUCUACAUGCCACACUCAUUAAGUAACUCUCUUUAAUAUGGAAAGAGGGAAAGGGUGGGGUUAGUUUCAAAACUGUACAUGUUUGCAAACAAACCUGGGCUGUAUUAGCAGUAGCCUAUUAAGAUUCUUAAGUAUAUAAAACAAAUGAUAAGUUGAUUUGAUUGAACUAUUGUACAUGUAUUUAAGAUUAAAUCUGAAUGUAAGAGAAAUUAGCUUGUUAAUAAUAUGAAUCUGUUAGCGAUACCAGCAAUCUGUGCAAUAUAAUAUAUUGUGUAACUAAUGUAUACAAAUAUUUAUACUUGAUACAACAUGUGUAUUUACUAGAUGGAUGUAAUUAAGCUUAUAGUUUUUGUGUCCAGUCCUUUAAAAAAAAUCAAGUCCAUAUACUGAAGCUUCUCCUUCGCAGGCAAAGAUAAACGCAAUCUCAUUCUCUAGUUCUCUAAACAUGAGCAUAAUCUCAUUUUUCUAAUUCCGAGUUCCUCAAAUAGGAGCCCAAUCACAUUAACAUAAUCUCAUUUUCUAAUUUCAGAAGAUGAGCACAAUCUCAUUUUCUACUUUCAGAAGAUGAACACAUUCUCAUUUUCCAAAUCUUUGAAGAGGAGCACUAUCGCAAAUUUUACAUCUCCUAAAUGGCUGUCGAAUUCAAUCUUUGCUUUGAGAUGACACUUACAGUUGGCUAUUGGUAUUCCUUAAUUUGGAUCAAAGUAAACUUGAUUAGCCACUGCUUUCUUUUGCCAUAUGGCUAUUUCCUUUGAUUCAAAUCAAAAAAUUACAACCUUCAUUAACUCACGCCAUGGGGAUUGAUCCUGAGAGCUGAUUUUUGAGAUGUAGAAAUGUUGAUGCCUUCCCCAUGUGAACAGCUUUUCGUUACAUAAUGUAGCCUAAAUUUUUAAGCGGGGGGGGUAGGGGGUGACUAUAUCCUUGUUCAUCCUACUUCCACAAAUAUUUGUUAAAGAAAUUUAAUUUUUAAAUUGUUAGAUUAAUAGUUUAGCAAUGAAGAAAUUUUCCUAUUGGCAAAAGCUGGAAGAAACAAGAGUUAAGACCAUAGCCUCUGUGCUGUUGUUUAGAGCAACGUGGUAAUAGUGAUCAAUGAUUUAGUAGCAUAAUCGCUAGAUUGAUCAUUCAAAAUCAGACAGUGAAGGAUAUAGGUCUAUAGACAGGCGGAAUCAUAAAGUUAACUACAUUGUAUUAAAAAAAUUUAGUGAAAAGUUUGGAUCACAAAUAAAAUAUGCAUGAGUAGAAAUACUUAACAAUUAAACCAUUCGUGUAAUUGUUAUUACUUGGAUGUUUGUGCAAACCUUGAAAUAAAAUUGAUCUCAAUAAGUUUGCUGGAACCAGCAGUGUUCAAUGGCUUAUUGAGCUUGUAUCAUAGUUGACAUUCAAACUUUCUUUUUCAAUUUGUUCACUUUGUUUCUUGUUUUUAUUGUUGUAUUACUUGUUAACUUAUUUUAAAUUGGGAUUUUUCUAUUUCUUACAUAAACCAUAGAAAUAAAACACACACAAUAACAACCGGCAAACAAAAAAGGUCUUAGUGCUAUUAGAGGAACUCCCUGACAAACAGGUUUUUUUUACCAUGUCAUAACCUAUAUCUAACAAAGUGGAACAUGGACAAUUUUUUGGGCCUUAGCAUGCUGAGAACACAUUUUGCACCUAGCUGUAACUUAUUGGCACUAAAUCCUGGUGAAAUGGAGGCUAGCAUUACUUCACACUUAUGUAGCUCAAAUUCCCUGAUGCUUCUUAUAGUGUAUUGAUUGGGUAUCUAACGAUUAGUAAGCAACUUCUAAGGAGAAAAAGCAUAUACAUUUCACUUUUAGAGUUGCAAGGCAUUAUAUGGCAACAUACAACUUUUACUCAAAUAUUUCUUUAUUGCAGUUCUUAAAUUAUAAUACAAACCAACAUUCUGAGUUUAGCUUAGAUUAGGCAAUUAGUUUGAUAAUCCUAUGUUUGUCUGUAAUCAUGACUAAGUUAUUACAGUUGUUGUUUUUUUUUAUAACUACAUCAUUGUUGUGUAGUUUCUUGAUGCUGGGACAGUGACUCAGUCCAUGGUAAGCAUCAACAAUUGUUUGCAAUGCUUUGAUGUAUUAUUUCCAUAAAACCAUAUUGUAAUAUUGCAUUAACUAUGUAUUUUGUAAAUACAUUUUUUUCAAACAGCGUCCAAUACAGUUGUGUUUGAUAGACAAGCAAGAUUCUUUUAAAACUCUUUGUCAGUGUUGUAACUACCUAAUUGGACCCUUCCAAAGUCGGAUUUCAAAGACAUAAACCGUUUGGUAACCAAACGAGAUGAAUUAUAAUAUUUACCACAUAUGUAAAGGUAUCCUUGACUUAUGGAUGGCUGCCUGGCUAUGUGGUAUGUGCCUAGACUGUUGUCUCAAUGGUCCCAGAUUCAAACCCUGCUCACCAUUAUCCCCUGCCGUGCUGUGGGAGGUUAGGGUUAAGAUGUAGUAAUUUUCAAUUCUGAAGGAACAUUUAAAACAUGUGAAAGAAAAAAUCCUGUAAGCUUUCAAUAAACCAUUUAUAUUUAUGUACUAAUUUAUCUUAUAAAACAAUAAUGCAUCCAACAAAUUAGGGCUACUCUUAACACAUAAAAUCAAUUCUUGUCUAAUGUGUUUCUUCUGAUGUUGGGAUUAGUCACCCAUCGCUGCUGAAAGUCAUGUGUCAGUUGUAUGAUAUAUCCUGUAGUAUAAAGCUACUCAAUCAUAUUACCUUACUACUUGUCCAAUGAAGAGGGAAUUGCUCUUACCAGAUUAAAUGUUCUUUUUAAAUGGGACAGAGCUCUUUCAUAAUUAUUAUAAGAAAUGUUACUACUUUUACUUAAAGAUUUCUCUUAAUGCAAACUUUAACAUUUUUUAAAUUUUCUCCUUAAAUAUACAAUCUUUGUUAAAUAAUAAUUUUUUUUUUAUUUGGAAUUGGAGGGGUCCAUUUUAUGGUUCUUGUUUAAACAGAUUAGUUUUAUUGUGAUAUCUAUACAUUUGUUAAAGAAACAUCUUUUUGACAUAUUUUUCUAUUAAAACAUAUUGCUUUGAUUGUUGUUGCAUUGAAGAGAUAACAUUUUUAAUUUCAAAUGCCACAUUUUGUUACUUUGUACAUAGUUUUAUUUAAGGUCAGUUGGAUAGCCUCUAGUUUGUUCAAAUGUUGUUUAGUAGCUAUCAUCCAACCAUUACAUUGUUUAGCCCAUGUAGUUUCUCGUUGACCGUCUGCUCAAUGACGUACUCGUGUAUCAUUCAAAGUCUAUUUUAUGUCUUCUGGAAGUUAAUUUCUGAUUUGUACUUGUGUGUUUCUUGUCAGCUGUUGGUUGUCACAUAGAGAUGCUUUGAUAAUAUAAUAUUAACUCAUGGUCUACCUCAAUGGAAAUACUAAUAAACUUUGUACAAACUAUAUUCGUACUGGCAUAUCAUUCCCCAUUUCUUGCAUAUUGUACACAAUUUGACAUCAUUAUUUAUAUUUAACAGUGCAUUCACAUUUUAGGGCCCAACUCAGAGAGUGUAUGGUUUCUUGUCAACAUUUCCUGUUAAAAUUUUAUAAUAUUUCAAACAAUGUAGAUCUUAUAUUUUCCAGCCAAGUUAUUUCCAGCAUCAUUUAAAAACAAUGAAUCUAUCCCUGUGUAAAUAUUUUUACUUAGAUUAUUGGUUAAAAUAGUCUAGUAAAUACUAACACUUGGUACUUAUUUAAAUGAUAUAAAAUGAACUUUUUUUUAAGUUAUGUAAGUAAUAUUAAAUUAAUUUUUUUUUUUAAAUCAAUUCUUAAAAUGUUCAAAAGUUUUUUUUAAAAAGUUAAAAUCUAUGUUUCUUUUUUGCUAAUAAUUUUAAAAUUAUAUGAAUAAACAAUUCUUUAUUUCUAACAAUAGUUUAAUUUGUAGAAAGUUAUUUGUAGUCUUAUUCAUAAUUAGAACAUGAAGCUACAAUUACUUUGUACACAAGGACCAAUGGCUGUACAUACGAUAUGGACCAAACUGUUUUACAGUUGGCAACAAUGCCUUUGAUUAGGUUUUCUUAUUUAUUCUGCAUCUAUUGAUAUCAGUCAUGUGACUGACCAUUUUAUAAAUACAAAUAGUUCUGUUAAGUAGUCAACUAUAAGCAAUUAUUACUAUUAUUAGGACUACUACACACACCAGUUAUUAAUGGUCAUGCAGAAAAUGACAUUGAUGACAACGGUAUUGACAUGCCAUUUUGUUUUUCUACCUCUUGUCAUUUAAACUUUUUUUUUAUUUACAUGUUCAGUAGAAUAUUGAAGCAUAUUAUUUUCUACUGUAUCUGCAAGCAUUUACAUGUGUUUAUUUAAUGUGGUAAGACUUUGUUCAUUUGUGCUUUGUUAUGCUUUUAAAAUGGCUCUUGUUUGGGGUAAUAUGGCAUUUGUUAUAUUUUGGCAGAAAAUCCUAAAUGUGAUCUUUGGCAAAUUUAAAUCAAAGACUAUUUCUCUGUUCAUUUCAAACAAAAGCUUUUGCCAUGAUAAAGUAUUAUAAAAUGAAAACAAAAUGUUUUUGCCAAAUUUUAAAAGUAUUUCAAAAUGUGAUAUCCAAUAAAUUAUAAAUUAGUGUUUAUAAUUGUAUACAUUUUUAAAUAAAGAAAAAAAAUAAGAAAAAAAACAUC
This is a messenger RNA of Biomphalaria glabrata, 7957 nucleotides long. RefSeq lists its product as uncharacterized. Lineage: Eukaryota; Metazoa; Mollusca; Gastropoda; Planorbidae. Gene Ontology annotation, cellular component: extracellular region. The record is from RefSeq and is a predicted model, not a curated record. The transcript has 3 exons. Gene Ontology annotation, biological process: SMAD protein signal transduction; BMP signaling pathway. The coding region runs from base 956 to 2464 and encodes 502 amino acids. Gene Ontology annotation, molecular function: cytokine activity; growth factor activity.